Linnemannia hyalina is the source of this 516-nucleotide messenger RNA. The record is from the annotation of a GenBank genome assembly. NCBI's taxonomy places the organism in Eukaryota, Fungi, Mortierellomycota, Mortierellomycetes, Mortierellales, Mortierellaceae.
AUGCUCGGCCUCCCCAACGCCGGCAAGACCACAAUCCUCUACCAACUAAAGCUAAACGAAGCCAUCACCACCAUCCACACCAACAGCUUCAACAACGAAACCAUCCAACUCCAAUCCGGAUCCCAAUUCACAAUCUGGGAUUAUUCGGGCUCCCCAGGUAACAUGGGAUUCUGGUACCGAUUACUCGAAGAGCGCGAACCAGUGAUCUUUGUUGUGGACUCUGUGGAGCGGUUGUGGUUUAGAGAGGCUAGGGAUGCGUUGAGGAACGCAAUGACGGAGGGUUAUCAGCCGUUGUUUGGGAUUGUGUUGGUGCUUUGUAGUAAACAGGACAUGCCGGACGCGGCAUCGGUGGAGGAGAUUAGAGAUGUGCUGGAGUUGGAUAGGUUCUGGAAGUAUGGGAUGAGGUGGCAUAUUCGAGGGGUUUCUGGGGUGACGGGAGAGGGGCUUUUGGAGGGGCUGGAGUGGUUGGAGACGCAGCUUCAGGGUCCUGCUUUGCCUGUUCUAAAGCACAAGUAG